AUGUCGUUUGACACUGACACAAUAUUUAUCGACGAUGCCUCGUCACCAUCCGCUCACUCAAACCUGCUUAUCUGCCCCCCCGUUAACCUCGACCCCCAGCCCGGAGACCCUCCGCCCUCGCCUCCGCUGGCCAGCGCCCUCAACACCAUGGCGAGCUUGUUUGAGCGUCUGGAAUGGACGGGCAUAAUUGCCAUCCCCCUCCUCGCCCUCGCAUCUUGUACCCUGUACCGGGUGCUGGACGCCGAGCUAAGCGUCCACGAGCGUCGCCACCGACGCGCGUUUCCAGAGGCAGACACCGCAGCCGAGGCCGCUCGGAGGGCUUCGUUUCAAGAAUCGCCGUGGACAGACCACCAAAAUCUGCAGUUUCCGUUGGCUCUGCAAAAUGGGAAGAUUGUGGUGCGAGAUGCUCCAAUCCAGUUUGUUCGACAACGACUUGCUUUCCCUUCUCUUUAA
This is a messenger RNA of Penicillium waksmanii, 453 nucleotides long. RefSeq lists its product as uncharacterized. Bases 1 to 453 code for a protein of 150 amino acids. Lineage: Eukaryota; Fungi; Ascomycota; Eurotiomycetes; Eurotiales; Aspergillaceae. The transcript has 4 exons. The record is from RefSeq and is a predicted model, not a curated record.